GUCACGUUCUUUUUACGCAGAGGCUAUGUAUGUGUAGACGUAGCUACCAUCAUCAUCAUCUAGGAAGAACUAUCGUUAGCUAGCGUAACUUUACAUGUUACACUGAGUAAUAAGUGAAGACACGGGAAACAUUUUGGCGAAAUCGUUUUUUUUGGACUUACACGGGGUAAACAUAACCAUGGAGGAACCGGGUGCUGAUAUAGAUGUGACUGUCAAAACUUUGGACUCCCAGAGUAGAAGUUACACUGUAGGUGGACAGUUGACUGUGAAAGAGUUCAAGGAGCACAUUGCCACGUCAGUGGGGAUUCCUGUGGACAAACAGAGGCUGAUCUACCAGGGUCGAGUCCUGCAAGAUGAGAGGACCCUGACAGAGUACAAUGUAGGUGGAAAAGUAAUCCACCUGGUGGAGCGGGCCCCCCCUCAGCCCUCCCAGCCAGGGUCGGGAGGAGCGGAAGCCGGAGCACCGCCCACAUCCACCACCUCCCAGGGAACGUCCCAAGUGCCCCCACACGACCGCAAUGCCAACAGCUAUGUCAUGUUGGGAACCUUUAACCUCCCGGUUAACGUCAUGGAUCCUCAGCAAAUCCAGAUGUCGGUCCAGCAGAUGAUGUCAGGUAUGGGGGAGAACGCUAGGAACGCCAGAGUCAGCACCAGUACUGGGAGCAAUGGUUCCAUGAAUGUGCACAUUGAUGUGGACCAAUCAGUGCAGAGUGAGCCCAGACUGAGACUGCUAUUGGCUGAGAACCUGCUGAGGGACACCAAUGCUCUCAUUCAACGGAUGGAGGGUCAACCAAGUGACACGUCCUCCCAACCAGACUCUGCCGGCGCUACUGUCCCUCCUCCCUCCUCUUCCUCCUCCACCCCCUCUCCCUCCACCCAGCCCAUGGACAUGUCUCCCCCUCCAACCACCCCCCCUCCAUCCUCCUCCUCCUCCACUCAGACAGAGGGAGCCGCCCCAGCUGGACCCAAUCACCCCAGCCCCGCGGAGCUGGUGGAGAUGAUGUCAGAGCUGAGGAGGGUGGAGGAGAGGCUGCAGCCGUUCAUCCAGAGAAUGCACACUAUCCUGGAGACUGCAGCGACUGCAGAAUACGGCAACACUGAGCGGGAGGAGGACCAGCGCAUUCUCAACCUCGUGGGCGAGGCCCUACGUCUCCUGGGCAACGCCCUGGUUGCCCUUAGUGACCUGCGCUGCAACCUAUUGAGUCCCGCCCCUCGACACCUGCAUGUGAUCCGGCCCAUGUCUCACUACGCCUCCCCAGUCAGCAUGCCGGGAGCCAUGCACCAGCACAUCCCAUUGCACAUGAAUCUGGGAGCCACGGUCACCAUGGCGGCCAAUGGCAGGCCUGCCACCGAGGGACAGGCCCAGCCCAGUCAGGCUUCCGGCCAAUCGGAGCAGCAAGGUCAGGGACAGACCUCUCCCUCACAGCCUCCCCCGUCCAAUCAGCAGGCUGGACAGGGACAGCCUGGCCACCGGGUCAUCAGGAUCAGCCACCAGACAAUGCCGGUGGUCAUGAUGCAGAUGAACACGGACGAUUCUGGUGCACCUCAGCCAGCUGGACAGCCGAACGCCGCCGGUCAGCCUGGUUUCCAGAUGCCCUCCGGGGUCCAGAUGAACCCUGACUUCAUGCAGUCCAUCAUGCAGCAGAUCGCCCAGUACACCGAAGCCGUAGCUGUGGCUGCCGCCACCGGGGGCGCCAUGGCUGGCCAAGCCCCCCAGCCCACACCGCCUGGCUCCACUGCCACCUCGUCCUCCACCAGUCCCGGCACCCCUACAACCACCCCCACGGCCCCACCUCCGCCUCCUCCAGGGGCCUCCCAGGCCAGGGUGGUGUUCACCCGUCCCGCCUUCGCGCCCAGGAUCCCUCAGCCAGCCUUUGGCACCCGUGGGGCCACCAUCAACCUGAGGGCCACUGUGCCCCCAAUGAUGGGCCAGCAGCCAGGACAGGCCUUCCCUCCUGCUGCUCUCAAUCAGAUGAUCAGUGGACUGGUUGGACAACUCUUGAUGCCUGGACAAAUGGCUGGUCAGACAGUGACCCCCGCUGCUCCUCAUCCCUUCUCAUCAUCCUCCACCUCCUCCACCACCUCCUCUGGCCCGAUUCCCACCCCUGCCAGUGGCACCAAUGUCCCCCCUGGCCAGCUUGGGUCUGCCCCCACCGUGACCCAGGGAGCGCCUCCUGAUCUGGCCCAGCUCUUAGGCUCCCUACUGGGUACAGCAGGUGUGGCCCCUGGGGCCAUGGGGCCUGGAGUGCCCCCCCCCAUCACUGUGACCUUGCCAGGAGGGCCUGCCUUCAUCCAGGGAGUGUCUGACUUCAUGCAGGCCUCCGGACCAGUAUUUCAACCAGCCCCUACUGGUGCCCAGCAGCCUCCUGCCUCUGGCAUCCCCACCCCUCCACCUACAGCCAACCCUUCCCCUGCCACGCCUAACCUACCCACGGGGGAUGGCGCCGGAGCUCAGGGAGAGGCCCUAAACCCGGAGCUGUUCACAGGGAUCGUCCAGGGGGUCCUGUCCACCAUGAUGGGGUCCCUGGGCUCACCUCAGAGCAACACAGAGAGUAUCGCCCAGUUCAUUCAGAGGCUCUCUCAGACCAGCAACAUCUUCACACCCAGCACCGGCGAUGCCAUGGGUUUCUUUGGCGAUCUGCUGACCCUGGUGUGUGAGAACUUCUCCAUGGUGGACCUGGUCCUGCUGCUUCAUGGUCAACACCAGCCCCUGGGUCGCAUCCAGCCCCAGCUGGCUCAGUUCUUCACCCAGCACUACCUCAACGGGAGGGAGCCCACCGACCAGAACAUUGCUGCCGCUGCCGACAGUCUCAUCAAUGAACUUGAGGAGUACAUUACUGAGAGCUUUUCUUCAGUGGCCGUGUUGGAAGGCGUUGACAUAACUCGGACCAAUCUGUCCUUCUUCAGACAGCAGCUGACGCGCAUCGCCACCCACAUGCUACGCUGUACAGAUCACACGUUUGGGCCCCGACUGCUGCAGAUGAGCAACCAGGGUCUGUUCGAAUGUCUCGCCCUCAACCUGUACUGCCUGAGAGGAGAGCAGAGUGCCCUCACCUCCGUCAUCAACCACCGCAUAAGGAGGAUGUCUGCCGACAUGAACCCCAGCCUGGUCAACUGGCUGACCAGCAUGAUGACCAUGAGGUUGCAGGUCAUCCUGGAGCACAUCCCUGUCACCCAGGACCAGAUCCAGCAUUACGUCAUCCCCACCCAGCAGGGGGAUUCUAGCGUGCAGGAGCCUGAACGUGGCCAAACUAUGGAGAUGGAGGACAGCUCCUCCCCGGCCCCGGCCACCACGGCGGAGGAAGCCAUGUCUGGGGAGACCAGGGAGAGGCCUGGGGAAACGGGGACCAGCGGAGGGGCUGCGCCAUUGGCUGUCGCCAUGGCAGCGGCCGAAGCCAGCGGGAGGGAGGAGUCUGGUAGAGAAACUGAGGCAUGGACAGCUGCUGUCCCUCCUGAGUGGGUGCCCAUCAUCAGACAUGACCUCAUCAGCCAGAGGAAGAUGAAGGCCCAGCCUCCCAUGUCUGAUGCCUAUUUACAUGGGAUGCCUGCCAAACGCAGGAAGACAGGACAAGGGGACGGAGCCCUCCUCUCCCUCUCCGAUUCAGUGAGCAGGGCAGCGAGGACGGCAGGCGUCAAGCCAGUUACUACCCCGGAACACCUGCAGGAAGAGCUAAACAGCCACGAGCUUCAGGAGGCCUACUCAGAGCAGAUGAAGAAAGACAUAAAGAAGCGAGUGAGAGAAGACCCUGACUUCAACACUCAACAGUUCCCCAACACACACAGAGCUUUUUCUUCAGACUCAUAACCUGACCACAGCUGCUUUGCCUUGUACAAUUUUACACAAACCCAACCUGUACACAUCCUGCCCUUUUUAUCACUCUGUAUGACAGAAUGCUGUUUUACCUCUACCAAAAUGUUAUACCAUAGACACCUUAGUAUUUCCUUUUUAAAUUCCUCCUAUGAUUUAUUUUUCCAGUGCCUAUUUAUUGUUUUUGUUCCUUUUUGUUUUCUGUCCUCCCAGUCAUGGAAUACUUAAUGUUGGUCAGAUGUUUGUGUUUCUGUUAGCCUCCCUGGGGAAAAAAACAGCUUUUUAUUUCAAGUGUAUGCUUUCAUGGGAUGAAAAAUAAUUGCUGUUUGGUACAUGAAUGUAAAAGUGUGCUGAAUAAAGAACUUGAUACAAAUUAGAAA
This is a messenger RNA of Esox lucius (northern pike), 4188 nucleotides long. It is a transcript of the gene bag6, whose product is annotated as BCL2 associated athanogene 6. Lineage: Eukaryota; Metazoa; Chordata; Actinopteri; Esociformes; Esocidae. Gene Ontology annotation, molecular function: misfolded protein binding; polyubiquitin modification-dependent protein binding. Bases 179 to 3805 code for a protein of 1208 amino acids. The transcript is spliced from 25 exons. Gene Ontology annotation, cellular component: BAT3 complex. The record is from RefSeq and is a predicted model, not a curated record.